AUGUUUGGUAUUAAUUUGUUCAAUAGCAUGUUGACAGUUUUCGUAUUUGCACAAGCGUACCAUUCCGUGCACAUAACGAACCUAAACGUACCGAAGACGUACGUUCUCGAUCGGAGCACUUACGAUGCGGUCGGAUCCGGCACACACCCGACGGUACCGUACGGUGGCGAGGACGUUACCACAGGCCUGCCGAUGACAUCGACCACCGAGGAACAUCGCCCCGUCAUCGUGUCUACCGUGCCGGGCGAAAUGAACUUCACCGAUGCCGGCCUGAAGCCACUCAUCAUGGACUGUCAGUACGAGAUUAAGGCACGCGAGUGUGGCUUCGUGCUCAAGUGGUACUUCAACAAGAAGCUCAUCUACCAGUGGAUACCGUCCCGGACACCGGUGGGAAUGAACCAGUUUAAGUACGAGCUACAGACCAACUACUCGAUGUCCGAUUCCAUGAACUACAAGUACCGUGCCUUGGUGAUACGUAAUCCGAAGCUGAACCACAGCGGCGAGUACAUGUGCUCCGUGCAGACGUACGAUUCGUUCGAUCGGCGAAUGGCACGGUUUCAGAUUGUCGUGCCCGAAAAGACGUUACUGCUACACUACGAAAAUGAUGGUGAAAGUGAAAAUAUGUUGCUUAUCAAAUGCAGCGUGUUCAUGAUAUAUCCGGAACCUAACCUUCUGUUGCUCGUUAGCGGCAAUCUGUUCCUGGUCAGCUCGCGCACAUUGGUCACCGCCGAUGCAAACCACAUGUACAAUAAGACCGUUUACGGGAAAAUCGAUAAACAUUUGCUCAUCUCACCGACCUCGAUCAGCUGCGUACUGACCGUGCCCGAUUCCGGUUACAUCCGCAAGCGCGAAACCAUCUAUUACGAUCCAACACCACUGACGAAAUGGAGUCGCUUACGGAUGGACGAACGGGGCCACUUUCAGCUGCUUUCCGAUGAUGGUGCUGCAGGUCAAUUAAAUCCACUUGCCGGUUGGUUGAUUAGUUUAAUUGUAUUUCUACAGCGCGCUGUUCUCUGGCGACACGAUACGGAUUCAAUCAAAUAG
Anopheles marshallii is the source of this 1044-nucleotide messenger RNA. RefSeq lists its product as uncharacterized. The transcript is spliced from 7 exons. The record is from RefSeq and is a predicted model, not a curated record. Bases 1 to 1044 code for a protein of 347 amino acids. Lineage: Eukaryota; Metazoa; Arthropoda; Insecta; Diptera; Culicidae.